AUGUUCCUGAAUUCGUUCCUCAGCCGAGUGAAGCUCUGGUUUAAUCUCCUGGAUCCAUCGUCGCUGCUCUCCUCUGAUGCUGAAAUACAGAAGGCCCACUCUCUUCUUAGAAGUGGCGAGAACAGGGAAAAGGAUGCACCUGCACCGACCCUCGCUCUUUCGUCUGUCCACGCUGAUUCUGGAGCUGUUCUUCCUCUAGUUUUCCGGCCUCCAGCAUUUUUGCCAAUAUCAGCUCCUCUGGUGGUUGCCAGUUUUUUACCUCACAGCGGCGUCAAACCAGCUCUGUUCUGGCAGUUUUUGCUGCAGAGUUACAGCACUGGGUUCAACUAUGCAAACAGAAAUUCCUCAUCAGAGCAGGGUAAGACGACGUCUCUGAAGCAGCUUCUGUUGAUCGCUGGGACGGUCUCCUACACAGCGUGUGCAGGGGCUCUUCCUCAAAUUUUCAUCAACCGACUCAGAGUGAGGAGCGCACCAGUCCAGACUUUCCUCAGGUCGAUAUUACCGAUCCCACUCUCAGGUGAGUUAUUUAUCCUGAAAUUAGAAAACUAUUCUACACCUGCGAUAGUAAAUAAACGGGUCCAAACAUUAUGAAUUCACCCCGAGGCAAAAAACAAAAUGGCGUAUAAUUUAUUUUCCUUUUUAUUCUGUUGUUAGUAGAUUGUUCGUCUGUUCGUCCCAUUCUCGUGAUCCUGAUAUCUCGGUAUGCCUUGAGGGAAUCUCUUCAAAUUUGGUACAAAUGUUCACUUGGACUCAAGGAUGAACUGAUUAGAAUUUGGUGGUCAAAGGUCA
This is a messenger RNA of Lates calcarifer (barramundi perch), 789 nucleotides long. RefSeq names its product sideroflexin-4. Gene Ontology annotation, molecular function: monoatomic ion transmembrane transporter activity. Bases 1 to 591 code for a protein of 196 amino acids. Gene Ontology annotation, cellular component: mitochondrial inner membrane. The transcript is spliced from 9 exons. NCBI's taxonomy places the organism in Eukaryota, Metazoa, Chordata, Actinopteri, Centropomidae. Gene Ontology annotation, biological process: monoatomic ion transport; mitochondrial transmembrane transport. The record is from RefSeq and is a predicted model, not a curated record.